Molecule: messenger RNA, 2013 nt
Organism: Closterium sp. Yama58-4
Lineage: Eukaryota; Viridiplantae; Streptophyta; Zygnematophyceae; Desmidiales; Closteriaceae
Source: the annotation of a GenBank genome assembly
AUGGCUCGCGUGACUAUGGCGGAUUACCACACGGUGUACAAGGAACCGGAGGGCACGACGACGGAGUGGGAGGACCUUCAGGUGAAAUACGGCAACCUUGCUCCACGCGAGAAGCCCAAGACAACUCCAUGGGAGCCGGCAGAGGAGAGGAAGCGGACGGACGAGCUGGACACACGCACGGCUGAUGAGCUGGACGACCUGGAGGAUGACGUGGAUGAUGACCGGUUCAUGGAGGAGUACAGGAGGCGGAGAGUGGCAGAGCUGAAGGCAGCAGCGGCGCGGCCGCGGUACGGAGGGGUGGAGAGGAUUACGGGGCCGGACUUUGUGAGGGAGGUGACGGAGGCGAGUCAGAAUGUGUGGGUGGUGGUGCACCUCUUCCGAGACAGUGUGGCAGCCUGCAGCAUCAUCAACAACUGCCUCUCAGAGUUAGCUCGCUCGCACCCGCAGACCAAGUUUGUGUGCAUAGUGAGCACAGAAUGCAUCCCCAACUACCCUGAUGCACACCUGCCCACGCUGCUCGUGUACCACAAGGGGGCCCUCAAGGCGACCCUUGCUGGCAUGCAACAGUUCGGCGGGAAGAACUGCACCACGCAAGAUGUUGCGUUUGCGUUGUGCAAGGUUGGGCCUGUUUUGGCGAGCGAGGACGAGGACGAAGAUGCAGUGAUGGAGCGGAAAGUUGGCCUCCUGUGCUUUCUGGUGAAAUGUGGUAGUCUAUUAAAUUCCCCUAGCUGCUUUCUUGCCAGGACCAUUUCGCUACUUCUCGCCAGCGAUCUUUGCGAUUUUCGCAAUCCGCGCUCCUCCUUUCGCUGUCUGAACAUGUCGGACCCCACAAGAGCCCCAACAGCAAUUCUUGCUGAGUUCGCGGCACACGAAGAAGCCAUCCAGCAGCAGGACCACGCAUACCUGAACCAGGCAGUAGCACAGGCGUACGAGGGCGUGAAGGUGGGCGACGGGGGACCGUUUGGGGCCGUGGUGGUGCGCGAGGGGCAGGUGGUGGCGGCAUGUCACAACAUGGUGCUCAGAAACACGGACCCCACUGCCCAUGCUGAAGUCACAGCCGUCAGAGAGGCGUGCAGGAAGCUAGGCCGCUACGACCUGUCAGACUGCGAGCUCUACGCGUCGUGUGAGCCGUGCCCCAUGUGUUUCGGCGCCAUCCACCUCUCCAAGAUUAAGCGGCUGGUGUACGGAGCACAGGCAGAAGCGGCGCUGGCGAUCGGAUUUGAUGAUUUUAUUGCGGAUGCCAUUCGCGGCACUGCCUACUACCAGAAGGCGAGCCUGCAGAUUCACAAGGCAGAGGGGCACGUGGCUGCUGCUGCUGAGGAGGUGUUUGAAAACACCAAGUCCAAGUUCCAAAUAUGUGAUGCCAUCCGUGGCACGGCCUACUACCAGAAGGCGAGCCUGCAGAUUCACAAGGCGGAGGGCCACGUCGCCGCUGCUGCUGCGGAGGAGGUGUUUGAGAACAGCAGGUCCAAGUUCCAAAUGUUCCUGGACGAGGGUAUGGGCGGGGAUAAGAAGCGCAAACGACAAAAAGAGGAGCGCGAGGCGAAAGCCGCCGCCGAAGCCGCGGAGGCGGAAGCCGCCGCCGCGGAUCAACCGGGCGACAUGGAAAUUGACGGCGACGGUGCUGACGGCCAGCCGUCAGCUAAACGGCAAGCCGUUCCCAUGGCUGACGACGAGAACCGGCCGUCGUACGGUCGGCCGUCGUACGACGGCGUGAUUGCGGGGAAGGCUUCGGGUCGCAAGUGGAAAACCGUGCGAACGACGAGAGCAUCCGCGUUAAGAGUCACCGGGCGAAAGGAGGUUUCGUUAGAAGAGAAGCGAAGGCAGCGGGAGCUUAAGAAGGCGUAUAGGGAGCGGAAGGAGGAGUUGAAGGAGGAGAUUAGGAGCCACAAGCAGGAGAAGCGCGCGGCGGCGCAGGAGAAGCAGCGGCGGAAGGAGGAGAAUGCGCUCAAGGGCGCGUUUGAGCCUGCUUCUGAAGCCACACGAAGCCGACUGUUGCCACACCAUCAUUGA